Molecule: messenger RNA, 1389 nt
Organism: Cuscuta campestris
Lineage: Eukaryota; Viridiplantae; Streptophyta; Magnoliopsida; Solanales; Convolvulaceae
Source: the annotation of a GenBank genome assembly
CGGGGGCAAGAUUUUAUAUGUGUAUUUCAUGUGCAGAUGCCUCACAGACCAGCAUACCCGACUGCUACGCGUGCUGAUGUUCACUUGGUGGGUUCUGGGCCCAUCGAGCGGUUCGAGAUGCGGGGCCGCCACCGCUCUCUGACAGAGUCUAUGUAUCUGUCCUCGGCAGUCCUCGCCGACUACGGGUACGCUGAGGAGAUGGAGCAGCUGCUACGAGGGACUAGGUGGCAUCGCCUCUUCACCAUGCGGGAAGAGUCCAGCCUGCCACUGACGAUAGAGUUUCUAUGCUCUCUAGAGUUGGAGCCAUCCACAGGGUCGAGGUCGAUGAACCUCCAGUCCAUCGACUCUCGUACCACCCUCACCUUCACUCUCAUGGGGCGGGGAUUUCAGCUGACGAUCGCUGAGCUGGCCUCUCACUUGGGUCUCUACUCUCGGGAUGAGACGUUGGCACCAGAGUUUGAUACCGCACCGUACCUUCUACCAGCAGACGUUGAUCCUGCGGACUUUUGGGCGGAACAUUCUUGCGAUCCUGAUCGCUUUGAGGGCAUGGGUAGAGCCAUGUUUUGGAUUCAGCCGACUUGGCGAAUCCUAUCUUUUGUGCUUUCGACGUCCUUCUUUGGGAGGCCGUUGGACACGGAUCGGGUAUACCCCGAUGAUAUGAUUGUCUUCUGGAGCCUGCACACACGCCAGGAGGCGAAUGUGGCCGUCUUUGUGGCCCGAUUCCUCUACAGCCAGUCCAUGGGGAAUCGAACGCACAUUGUCUAUGGUUUCGUGGUCACCAUACUCUACCAAUCACUCGAGGGGUCGGCACCCAUUCCGCGGGCACAAAUGAUGAUGCGAGAUUUGGAUGCAGGCAUGCUGAGGAAUGCUCACAUCCGCAGGAAGUUGGGAGCUGGCUCGACCGAGAGCAAUGUCGCUUCCCCAUCUGCGCCCUUGACCUCAGGAACAUCUUCGCAGGUCUCGUCUAGGAGAGCCACUCGUCGCCGUCCCACUUCUCAGGCCACUCCAGCUACGACCCAGGCGGAUCCGACCCCUGAAUGGGCUAGGAGGAUCCUGGAGCAGCAGGAUACCAUCAUGCAGAGGAUGUCCGAUCGGACAGCAGCAGGCAUCCCAGGAGAGCUUUACUCAGCUUCGGAGGACCAUUACUGGUUUUUACUCAGACGUGCACAUCGAGCUCACACCUCGUUCUCCUGAGGGCAAUGAUCCAUCCGCCUCUGUUCCUCCUCCUUAGUGACCUUCAUAUUACUUUCCUUUAAAAACUUUUACUUCUCUUCGUUUAUGAGCAGGAAUUGAUGAUCAACUGGAUUUGUUGGAACUUCUUAUUUUCCGCCAGUAAUAUUUACUUAUGCACUUGCUCUAUUUCUAUUUCAAUCAACUCCUUUUGAUUUA